Messenger RNA from Seminavis robusta, 870 nucleotides. Lineage: Eukaryota; Bacillariophyta; Bacillariophyceae; Naviculales; Naviculaceae. The record is from the annotation of a GenBank genome assembly.
CCAAAAUUUCAAAUACUUUUCUGAUUUCGAAAUACCACCCUCAAAUCCGCCUCUCACAAUUCUCUCAUAAUCCGAUCUCGGCAAAGUUGAAACUACCUUCGUCUUCAUCUUCAUCUUUAUCUCUACCUAUUUCGUUCACCAUGGCUCGCACCAAGCAAACCGCCCGUAAGUCCACCGGAGGAAGGGCUCCACGCAUGGAACUGCGAACUAUAGCUGCUCGAGAGCGUGCCCCUCGGCAGGGAGGUGUCCGGAAGCCCCACCGUUACCGCCCUGGUACUGUUGCUAUCCGUCAGAUUCGUCGAUACCAGAAGAGUACUGAUUUGUUGCUCCGCAAGCUUCCCUUCCAACGCCUUGUUCGUGAGAUUUCCCAAGAUUUCAAGGCCCACGUCCGGUUCCAAGGCACGGCACUCCUUGCUCUUCAGGAGGCAUCGGAAGCCUACUUGGUUGGAUUGUUCGAGGAUACGAAUCUUUGUGCUAUUCACGCCAAGCGCGUGACAAUCAUGCCUAAAGAUAUUCAGUUGGCUCGUCGCAUCCGGGGUGAACGCGCUUAGACCUCCUCAAGACUUUGGAGAACGAACGAUUUUGGAUGAUUGAUGUUGCUUGGGAGACGACAACAAGGCUGUCUAUUUGGAUUUUGACUUUGACAGCACACACCAAGAGUCUCAGGUUGGGGCACUUCUCAUGUUGGGGGCCAUCACCAUCGCCAUCGCCGGGAAACCAUUUGUGCAAUGGCUACACUAGCCAUUCUGUAGUUUGAAAUAUUAGAUCCCUCAUUGAAACAAAAAUAUCUUUCUCACUUGUAGCUGUUUUAGCAUGUAGAUGCCCCAACGAACUCGUUAGAGUAGUAAACUUCAUUAGCCUUCUCUUUAA